AUGUUGCUGUUGACCAAUCAUAGGUUGCGUUCCACUAAUGUCACCUUUCCACCGGGGAGGGUCACCUUCUUCAUCAUCGACGGUCUGAGCAGUGCAGAUGACAGGAAGAUCAUCCUGUUCGUCCUCUUACUGCUGAUUUACAUCAUCAUCCUGGGAGGAAACAGCCUCAUCAUCUUUUUGGCGGUGACGGAUCCAAAGCUCCGCUCUCCCAUGUACUUCUUCUUGGGCCACCUGUCCUUCGUGGACAUGAUCUACACGUCCACCACCAUCCCCCACACACUGUCCGGCCUCCUCUUAGAUUCCCAGACCCUGUCCGUCCCCAUCUGCUUCAUGCAGAUGUUUUUCUUCAUCCAGCUGGGCAUCACCACUCGUUCCAUCCUGACUGUCAUGGCGUACGACCGCUACCUGGCCAUCUGUAACCCUCUGCGCUACACCACCAUCAUGACCCAGCCUGUUCGCCGCCUCCUCAUUGCAGGAUCCUGGGGCUUCAGCACCUUCUGCACGAUGCCAUCGGCCACCUUGACGUGGACACGCCCGUUCUGUGGCCCAAACAUGGUGCAACACUUCUGGUGUGACAUAUCGACUCUACGGCGACUCAUGUGCAUCAACACGCGGGUCGAUAACAUCCUGGCCCUCACAUUUGCUCUGGUGGCACUGGGGACCACUGGACUCCUCAUCCUCACCUCCUACAUCCUGAUUGGCAUUUCUGUGUCAAAGAUGGGCGUGGCUGAGCGGUGGAAGGCCAUCGGGACUUGCGCCGCCCAUUUGAUAGUGGUGACCGUCUCCUACACGGCUGCCUCCGUUGUGUACAUCUCCUACAGAGUGGGAAACUUCAGCUCACAGGUGCGUAUCAUCAUAGCGGUCGUGUACGCAGCCCUGACACCUUGUCUGAACCCGAUGAUCUAUAGUCUGAGGAACAAAGAGCUGCAAGAGGCCAUCAGGCGGAUGUUUGGUCGAUUGAGAGCCAGUGCUGUGUCCAGUGGGAAGGAUGUCACCACCGUGUCCUGA
Molecule: messenger RNA, 1008 nt
Organism: Sphaeramia orbicularis (orbiculate cardinalfish)
Lineage: Eukaryota; Metazoa; Chordata; Actinopteri; Kurtiformes; Apogonidae
Gene: or6at1
Product: odorant receptor, family 6, subfamily AT, member 1
Exons: 3
Coding region: 1-1008 (335 amino acids)
Biological process (GO): G protein-coupled receptor signaling pathway
Cellular component (GO): membrane
Molecular function (GO): G protein-coupled receptor activity; olfactory receptor activity
Source: RefSeq, a predicted model, not a curated record